Apiotrichum porosum is the source of this 1482-nucleotide messenger RNA. RefSeq lists its product as uncharacterized. NCBI's taxonomy places the organism in Eukaryota, Fungi, Basidiomycota, Tremellomycetes, Trichosporonales, Trichosporonaceae. The record is from RefSeq and is a predicted model, not a curated record. The transcript is spliced from 2 exons. The coding region runs from base 1 to 1482 and encodes 493 amino acids. Gene Ontology annotation, molecular function: protein binding.
AUGGACACCAACAUCAACCCCCAGACUGCAUCGCCGCUCGCGGGCAUCCCCACCGAACUCCUGACCCGCAUCACCGGACACCUCACCACUGAGGACCUGUGCAAAGUUCGCCUCACAUGCAAGCUCGUCGCUAGCCGCAUGCACUCGUCGUUUGCGUACGAGUUCUUCCGCAAGAAGCAGUUUAUGAUCUCGACAGUCUCAUUGCAGGCCCUGGUGGACAUUGCUGAUAACCCGCUCGGCGCUGGACUCAACCAUGUCAUCAUGGCAACGGACGUCUUUCGGUUUGGCUACCACCGCAAGCCGUCCCUCUACGCAGCACUUGCCGCGGACCAGAGCUAUCUGGUGCGCACCGCCAGGUACCGCGACACGUUGGCGGACGUGUUUCGCAAGCUCCGCGACCACCUCGACACGAUUGAUAUUCGUGAUUUCAACUCGGUCACACGCUUCCGUGAGAAGAAUUUUGUCGAAGGACACACGGGCAGUUGGAGUUCGUACGGCGCUGCAACAGCGCAGAAUAUCCUCGGCUCGCCCCUCGUCAUGCAGAACCACGACCCAACCUUUGUCGCGGCCAUGUUCACCAAUGUGGUCGCUGCCGUGGCACAGUCGGGCGCCACCCCACCCAACCUCGAGGUGGUCUUCCAGGGCCGCUGGGGUCUCGAGGACAAUGCAUUCUACAUCCCCCCAGACCUGAAGGACCCCAUGGGCCCAUACCUUUCCAACCUGCGCAAACUCCAUCUCGCCGUCGCACCAAAGCAGUCCACGGUCGACUCGGACUCUACGUUGCACUUGAAGACCUUCCUCGCCGCCUGCCCAAACCUCACAUGGCUGCGCAUCAACUUCCAGGGCGACUGGUCAGAGGCCAACGACUUCAUCAAAUGGCUUGCAGGAGAUGACACCACCCGCGUCUUGUCUCCUGCCGCCGCCGCCGCCGCCAAUGGUCUCGACAAUGCCGCCGCCCCUUACGCCGACUUUGUCAUCCCAUCCGUGCCGUCGGCGCCCCUGUUCCCACUUGAGCAGCUCGAGAUUGGGCUAUGCACCGUCCAACCUUACAUCCUCGCCAAGCUCUUUGAGCGCUUCUCCGUGCGCACCGCCAGUCUUCGCCGCGUGGUCCUCGACGGCAGCGACGCCUCGGCCGCUGCACCGCACGCCGCCGCUGACGACAAGAACCUCUGGGCCGGCGUCAUCCGCGGUCUCGGUGGUUCCAAGCUGCGCACGUUGCGUCUUGCUUUACUCGGCGAGCAGCGUAAUGGGCAGCGUCACCACGCUGAGUUUGCGUACGGCACGUCCCAGAAGACUGUCCAUCACAUUGGCGGUACCGCCGCCGACCCCUUUGGUCCUCUUGGAGAUGAGAUUGUGGUCAGGGUGGCCGGCCUCGGGCGCUACACGACCGUUCAAGGCAGUUCUGAUGACGAGGAUGACGAGGAUGAUGAGGACGAUGAGGAUGACGAAGAUGAUGAGGAUGAUGAGGAUGAGGACGACUAA